UACUGCGCUUUCCCUCUCUCUGCAUAGAGUUCUCAUUCUUCAAUUCUCAAGCAUUCACUUACUCCCUCAGCCUUUUCAAGUCUCUCGCUCUUCGCUUUGCUGGAAACAUGGCGGUUUUUUGGCAAACACCGACCUCUUGACGGCUCUUUCCCUCACGAGCUCACCUCCAAUACUCCCUUUUCCAGCCAGACCUCGAAGAAGCGCAAAAUGCUAGUGAAUGAGAUGAAUUCGCAGGCAUCAUCUGGACCUUCCUACGGGGUUUUUCUAAGUUUUCGAUGACUAGACACUCGUCAUGGAUUUACCGAUUGUAUUUAUCAUGCCAUGGUAGAUGCUGGGAUCCUUGUCUUUAGAGAUGAUGAAUCCCUCCGUGUUGGUGAGAAAAUUAGUGAUGAACUUCUACAAGCAAUAAAGAACUCGGAGAUUCACAUUCCCAUAUUCUCCAAGAAUUAUGCCGCGAGUCACUGGUGCCUUGAAGAGCUCACACACAUGGUUGAUUGCAACUCCAAAUCUGAGAAUAAAAAGAUUUUGCCCAUUUUCCUGGACGUGGAACCUGAUGAUGUCAAGCUCAAAACAAAACUAUACAAGGAAGCUCUUUUAGAGCACCGGAAAAAGUUAUGCACUGAAGUAGUAGAAUCAUGGAAAAAAGCUCUUAUUGAGGUGGGCGAGAUAAAGGGGUGGAACUUGAAGAAAGACGAUGGCCAAGGAGAACUGAUUCAUUCGGUAAUUUGAAUGGUUUCGGUUAAGCUGAAGGUUGCAUAUCAAAAUGUGAAUGAGCAUAUAGUCGGAGUUGAUGAUCGUGUAGAAGCUAUAAUCCAAAAGUUGGAUGUGGGAUCUGAUGGUGUACGGUUUUUCAGAAUCCACGAAAUGGGUGGUGUUGGCAAAACAACCCUCGCUAAGGUCGUCUUCAACAAACUAAUUUCUAGCUUUGACCAAUGUUGUUUCCUUGCAGAUGUUUGAGAAUCAUCAACAGGCAAAGAUGGUUUGUUAAAUUUGCAAAAAAAAUUGUUAUCCAAGCUCCUUGGUCCUCAUUCUAUCAACAAAAUUGAUGAUGUGAAUGAUGGGAUCAACAAGAUUAGAGAAGCACUUGGAAAUAAAAAUGUUCUCAUUGUUCUUGAUGACGUGGAUGAGAAAGAACAACUGAAAAGUCUUGCAGAAAAUGGCAGUUGGUUCGGUUUAGGUAGCAGGAUUAUUGUAACUACUAGGGACAAAAGUGUUGAUGCAGCCCACAUUGAAGACCGGCUCUCUCGACCAAGAAGAUCAGCCCGCAUUAAAGCUCGACGAAACCGAGAAGCCAUAACGACAUCUUGAGUCCAUCCUGGAAGUUGGAAAGACACCUUGCCACGAAGACUUAUGCUUUUACUAUUUCUGCUAAUUUUAAUGUCCUUCUUUAUUUCUCUUAGUUUUAAUGUUCUGUCUUUAUUUCUCCUAGUUUCAAUGCUCCGUCUUUAUUUCUUUGACGAUAUAAGCCCAAUUUCUUGUAG
Molecule: messenger RNA, 1481 nt
Organism: Eucalyptus grandis
Lineage: Eukaryota; Viridiplantae; Streptophyta; Magnoliopsida; Myrtales; Myrtaceae
Product: TMV resistance protein N-like
Exons: 2
Coding region: 322-729 (135 amino acids)
Biological process (GO): signal transduction
Source: RefSeq, a predicted model, not a curated record